This is a messenger RNA of Cantharellus anzutake, 549 nucleotides long. RefSeq lists its product as uncharacterized. NCBI's taxonomy places the organism in Eukaryota, Fungi, Basidiomycota, Agaricomycetes, Cantharellales, Hydnaceae. The transcript is spliced from 3 exons. The record is from RefSeq and is a predicted model, not a curated record. Bases 1 to 549 code for a protein of 182 amino acids.
AUGCGCACUCAUUUCGUUUUGCAGGAGUUUGAAUCAUUACUCAAAGAGGUCGUGUUGAGCAAAAGGCUCUCGGCAUCCAAGAUGGCGAAAUUGUCUGAAUUCUCUGCGAGCCAUAUGGAUAUCGAUGCCCAGAUGGUUUCUGCAAUGUAUCGAACGCAUAAAACUCUUCAGUCGUGGCAAAAACUCUCUAGUCUCUAUGUCUUUGAUGCUCUAGCUCGUACAGCCAAGACGCUGGUUACUAAAGGGAAACUUUCUCCCCCGUCUCAGCAGGGGAAACCCAAUGCCGCUUCAUUCCUACUGAAAUUAGAAGGCGUCUUAGAAGGGCUUUUUAGAGACCUGAUCAGUAUCACUGAUUUCCCUGAAAUGAAGGAUAAGAUGAAGAAAGUCCUAGACAUAUGGAUCAAAGCGGGGACGUUUCCAACAAGAACACUGGAUCUACUAUCGCAGAUUACACUGGGGACUCCUAUGGAUCAAGGUGCUUAUCUUUUGCCUUUUGUUUUCCCAAGUACAUUCCCUAUCAAUGCAAUAUGCAUUCCUCGAGACUCCUAG